AUGGAAGUGCGGAUGCGCUACGAUGAUAUUGCAUGGCAAACAAGCGACAGAGUCGCCGAUGCCUGGGCACUCUACAUCCUCAAUCUAGACAUAUUCGAGAAAAUUGGGAACUUUCUUCUCAGACAUCACCAGGCUAGUGAUCCUCUCGAAUUUACAAUCCUACAAACAGGCGCUUUCAACACCGCCCUGCAGAUGAAUUUUGAAAGAACCCGCGCCGCGAUCAUACGGUUCCCACUGCCAGGUGCUACCAUGUUCCCAGAAGAAAAAGUCGGUAAUGAGGUCUCUACCAUGCGGUUUAUUGGAGAUAAAACCACAAUUCCAGUUCCUUUUAUCAUUCACUCUGGGGGGAAAAAAGAGAGUCCAUCAGAGUUGGGUCCGUUUAUCAUCAUGGAGUACAUCGACCACUAUUCAAAUAUGAUCGAAAUCCUCAAGAAGCCGGGACGCCCAACCGAAGAACGUAUAACACUCAAUCCGGACAUCAGCCAGAUCAAGUUAAAGGCUCUGUAUGGAGAGCUGGCAAGGGUCCUCCUUUCAUUGUCUGGGCUGUCCCAAAAUAAGAUCGGGUCGCUUUGCCAGGUUGAUGAUUUUGCCUGGGAAGUGGCACGCCGACCUUUGUCUCUACAUAUGAACGAACUUGUUCGACUGGGAACUCUACCCCAGUCGAAACUACCGACCACCACGUUCGAUACAGCGUCCUCGUACUUUGAAGCCCUGGCGGAGUUACAUAUUUCACAUCUCACGAGCCAAAGGAACGAUGCUGUCGAAUCAGCCGAUGACUGUCGGCGCAAAUUUGUUGCUAGGUUUCUCUUCCGGAAACUUGUUCGAGACCAGAACUUUAAAGCGCAAUGGAUUUUUUUUGAAAAUGGACCCUUUCCAAUCUGGUGUGACGAUUUUCGGCCAGGGAAUGUUCUAGUGGAUGUCGACCUCAAUAUCGCCGGGGUUGUGGACUGGGAGUUUACGUACACCGCACCGGUCGAAUUCACUCAUGCGCCGCCUUGGUGGCUUCUUCUCGAAAAGCCGGAAUAUUGGCCUAAAGGCCUUGACGACUGGUGUACAGAGUAUGAGAAACAACUCCAGACAUUUCUCGGAGCCCUGAUGAAUUGCGAAGAUGAGGCAAUAAGGAAGAAACAGCUAGCAGAAAGCCAGCGUCUAUCUGGUUCGAUGCGAAGGAGUUGGGAGAGUGGAGACUUUUGGAUUAUGUACGCUGCAAGAAACAACUUUGCCUUCGAUGCGAUCUAUUGGCAAAAAAUUGACCAGCGAUUCUUCGGACCGACUGCAUGUGAAAGCGUCGAUUUUUGCGACAUUUGGAAGAUGAGACUUGAUCUCUUGGAGCCCGAAGAGCAAGAGUUCAUGCAGAAGCAUGUAGAUCUGAAGCUCAAAGAGAUGGAAGCAAGCAAAAUUCUAGCAUGGGAUCCUGAUGAGAACACCCAGGAAUUUAUGAACUAUAUGGCAAGAACGAACGAUCGGUUGCCAUCUUAG
Penicillium digitatum Pd1 is the source of this 1479-nucleotide messenger RNA. RefSeq names its product phosphotransferase family protein. The record is from RefSeq and is a predicted model, not a curated record. NCBI's taxonomy places the organism in Eukaryota, Fungi, Ascomycota, Eurotiomycetes, Eurotiales, Aspergillaceae.